AUAAAUUUAGAAAGAGAGAAUCUGGCAAGACUUAAAGACAGAAAUAUUAAAAGAAAAAGAGUUGAAAGGGGGGGCGAUACUCGCCAGUAGCCAUUGCCGUUAGCUUCUCGAAACUCCGACGAAAAUCAUGGCUCUCAAUUCCAUCUCCUUCGUCUGGGAUGCAACUCCAAAAUUGACUCCACCUACAACUCUUAAUGAUGUUCAUUCGCCAUCAAUCUACCAUCGCCAUCAUAACGAUAAACACGGGCUCUAUAAUUGCUCUAGAUCUAGGGUUUCCAGUUCAGUGGAAUGGAUGGUUAAAUCAGGAAGCUGUAGGGGAGGGCAUUCGGCCAGAUGUUCUAAUGUGAUUCAAGACAUUCAUUGUGAUGUUGAUGAUGAGGUUUACAUGAGGAGGUCUUUGGAGAUUGCAAGGAAGGCAAUUGGGCAUACAAGCCCUAAUCCCAUGGUGGGAUGUGUGAUUGUGAAAAAUGGAGAAAUUGUUGGUGAAGGCUUUCAUCCUAAAGCAGGGCAGCCUCAUGCUGAGGUAUUUGCUCUGCGAGAAGCUGGGAAGUUGGCAGAGAAUGCAACGGCAUAUGUGACUUUAGAACCAUGCAAUCACUAUGGUAGAACUCCACCGUGUACUGAGGCUCUAAUAAAAGCCAAAGUGAGGAGGGUGGUGGUCGGCAUGGUGGAUCCCAAUCCAAUUGUUGCUUCGAAAGGCGUUCAACGACUAAGAGAUGCAGGAAUUGAUGUGACUGUGAGCAUAGAAGAAGAUUCCUGCAAAAAGCUUAAUGAAGCAUAUAUUCAUCAAAUCUUGACUGGGAAGCCUCUUCUCACCCUAAGGUACACCCUCUCUCUAAACGGUUGCUUCCAAGACCUGAUCGGGAAAGGAGUUGCAGAUGCUGGUGGCUACUAUUCUCAACUAUUACAAGAGUAUAAUGCCGUUCUAAUUUCUCCUCCCUCAUCAUCUGAGGAGUUCGAAAUUCCUGCAUCCAAGGAACAUGGAGCCAAACAACCCCUUUGGAUCAUUCUAACGAAUCCUGAUGGUUCAAUCACUGUUCCUCGCAUUGCUGAUGCAACUACGAAAGUAGUAAUCUUAACAGACAAAGAAGUGGUCGUAGGUGAGAGCGGGAUUGAAACAGUAGUUCUGGAUCAAUUAAAUUUGGGCAACAUUCUAGAUUACUGCCAGAGCCAAGGACUAAACAGUGUCCUGUGGGAUGUCAGAGCAAAUUUGGGAGUUCAUGAAGAACUAAUAAAGGAGGGUAUUGAUCAGAAAUUAUUGCAAAAAGUAGUUGUGGAAGUGUUGCCACAAUGGAGUGAAAGCCAGAGUGGAAGCUCUGAAACUUGGUUCAAGAGUAUGGCUGAAAAUCUGAAGUUGAAGAAUUUGCAGCCCAAGAUGUCUGGGGAGAGUGUUCUAUUGGAAGGCAAUCUCUAGCAUUGGAAAUUGAAGUUUUAUGCAGCACAUUCCACUCAGGUUUUUAAAAUCAAGACAAUGAAGGUAAUACCUUGCCAAAUUUUUAUGAUUCCCUGAUUAUGAGCUAAAUAACUAUGGUUAAGGCAUUGCUUCUCUUAUUUUAUGAGUUGGAACCUCUUACUUCCAUAUUUGUGAUGUAAUAUUAAGAAACAAAUGUAAAUCUAGUGUAGAACUAGUGGGCCUGUCCUGCUAACCAAAACUGUGGGGUCUUGCUCAUAUUGUUGUGGGGGAGAGACUAAUUUUUCUAAUUUCUUUUUGAGUUUUUUCAAAAAAUACAAUAGCCAUUUUUACUGCA
Benincasa hispida (wax gourd) is the source of this 1748-nucleotide messenger RNA. RefSeq names its product Cytidine/deoxycytidylate deaminase family protein. Lineage: Eukaryota; Viridiplantae; Streptophyta; Magnoliopsida; Cucurbitales; Cucurbitaceae. The record is from RefSeq and is a predicted model, not a curated record. Gene Ontology annotation, molecular function: diaminohydroxyphosphoribosylaminopyrimidine deaminase activity; zinc ion binding. Gene Ontology annotation, biological process: riboflavin biosynthetic process.